AUGCCGGCGUCCCCAGCGGAGGAGGGGGGCUGGGGGCCGCCGCCUCCAUGGUGGCUCGUGGAGCAAGAAAGGAAGAAGCAGGAGGAGCGCGAGCGCAAGAAGAAGAAGGAGGAGGAGUAUCGGCGUCAGGAAGCAGAAGGGGGGAGCUCGGCGGACCCCAAGCGGUCAGCGCAGCUGGCUCUGGAGGCCGGGCCAGCGGCUUCGAAGGGCUCGACCGACGCCCCAAUCCCUGUGGAGGAGACGGAUGGGUCAGAAUGCUUCAAAUGUGGCCGGGUGGGCCAUUAUCAGAACAUGUGCCACUUCAAGCCUCUCUGCGUCAUGUGCCAUGAGGAGGGGCACGCGUUGGUGCACUGCCCCACGCGGGGUCGGCCUCUGAUGCUGCAGAUCAUGGGCAACACCAUCCCUGGCGAGGGAUUUUUCUGCCUUCCUUUCGUGGAGACGGAAGGCGAGGAGGUGCGUGCCCGGCUGGUGGCGGAUGCAGCGGUCAUCUUGGCAGCGCCUGGAAUGCUGUCAUUCCCCAUCUUGGAGGUGGAGCUCCCCCACCUCUUCGACGGGGAGUGGGACUGGCAGGUGACGGCGGUCGGCGACAACAUGUUCUUGGUCGUCUUCCCCAACAAGGCCAUGCUGCGGAUGGCGACUCGCAGCGGCAAGCUGUUCCUCUCCCUCAACAACAUCAUGGCAGAAAUCAAGGAAUCUCUCCCGGAGGAGCCCAAGCCCGAGAUCAUGCCGGACGUGUGGGUCAAGUUGUGGGGCGUGCCUCCCAAACAUCGCCGUGUGGAUCGCCUCAUGGCUGGGACUGUGAUGAUUGGUCACCCCAUGGAGGUGGACAAAGCGUCGCUGGUGGGGCUCGGGCCGGUGCGGAUGCGUUUCGCAUGUCGUUCCCCGGCCAAGCUGUGUGGAUAUGUUCAACUUUGGUUCAAUAGUGAGGGCUACACCAUUCGGUUGGAGGCCGAGGCGGACGGUCUGCAGGGAGCUGCGCCCCCUCCCCCUGCUAGCUUGGACAAGGGCCCGGAUGGCAAGGAUAAGGAUCGCGACACGAGCAUGGGUGAUGACUCUAUCGAUACGGCGUCUUGGGACAAGCUGGGUAUCAAGGACAAGGAUUCGGCGGCCAUGGCUCCUGCUGGGGGGCUGCGAAGGACCAGGAAGAGCGUCAAGUUGUAG
Molecule: messenger RNA, 1161 nt
Organism: Aegilops tauschii subsp. strangulata
Lineage: Eukaryota; Viridiplantae; Streptophyta; Magnoliopsida; Poales; Poaceae
Source: RefSeq, a predicted model, not a curated record